Messenger RNA from Loxodonta africana (African savanna elephant), 1279 nucleotides. Its product is annotated as olfactory receptor 4K15-like. Gene Ontology annotation, biological process: G protein-coupled receptor signaling pathway. The transcript has a single exon. Gene Ontology annotation, cellular component: plasma membrane. Bases 166 to 1077 code for a protein of 303 amino acids. Gene Ontology annotation, molecular function: olfactory receptor activity; G protein-coupled receptor activity. Lineage: Eukaryota; Metazoa; Chordata; Mammalia; Proboscidea; Elephantidae. The record is from RefSeq and is a predicted model, not a curated record.
CCCACAGGAGAAAAGGUCUGGCAAUUGCUUCCCUAAAGAUUAUAGCCAAAAAAAAAACCCUGUGGGGCAAUUCUACUCUGUCACACACGGGACUGCCAUGAAUAGGAAUCAACUCAACGGUAACUGACUAAAAGCUUCAGAUAACUUUAAAACAAACUGGACUAAAUGGAAGCAGUAAACCAGUCCACAGGGUCUGAAUUUAUUAUUCUUGGACUUUGUGAUUCACGGGAGCUCCAGGCCUUUCUCCUAGUGAUAUUUUCUUCACUUUAUUUGAUCACUAUUUUAGGCAACAUCUUCAUUGUGCUCUUAAUCAUUGCUGACCUUCAUCUUCACUCCCCCAUGUACUUUCUCUUGGCCAAUCUCUCUUUCAUUGACUUCUGCCUUUCCUCAGUCACUACACCUAAAUUGAUCACAGACUUUCUCAAGGAAAAAAAGACCAUUUCCUUUGGAGGCUGCAUGUGCCAGAUUUUCUUUGGACAUUUUUUUGGAGGUGGUGAGAUGGUGCUGCUUGUGUCAAUGGCCUAUGACCGUUAUGUGGCCAUCUGCAAGCCACUCCAUUACUCCAGCAUCAUGAACAGACAAAUGUGCAUUGGGUUAGUGAUGACAUCAUGGAUCAUUGGCUUUGUGCAUUCAAUAAGCCAGCUAGCUAUGAUCGUAAAGCUGCCUUUCUGUGGCCCUUGGGAAUUGGAUAGCUUUUUCUGUGAUAUUCCGUUGGUGAUGAAGCUAGCCUGCGUGGACACCUAUACUCUGGAAAUGUUGAUAAAUGCUGACAGUGGAGUACUGGCGACCAUGAGCUUCAUCCUGUUGCUGAUCUCCUACUCUUAUAUUCUGUUUACUGUCUGCUUUUUCUCUAAAGAUGGGGCAUCCAAGGCUCUCUCCACCUGCACUGCUCACAUCACUGCGGUGGUGUUAUUUUUUGGGCCCUGCAUCUUUGUUUAUCUGUGGCCACUCAGCAUCACGUGGGUGGACAAGUUUCUUGCCAUAUUUUAUGCAGUUAUCACACCUCUCCUGAAUCCAGCUAUUUAUACUCUAAGAAACAAAGAGAUUAAAAAUGCCAUGAAGAGACUACAAUAUUAGCAUACGGUAUUCAGUGGGUAUUUCAGGGUCUCAUACUAUCAGAAUGUUUACUGUAAGUUCCAUAAAUUAGUCACACCUGUCCUGUUACUCUGAACCUGGAAGCAUUCCCCAACUCACAUAUGGGAGACAUGUGUAUAUCCAAAUGUGUGGUUUGUGUCAAUUCUAUUCCAUUCCACUAUCAAUUAUUGAUGAUUGAAUGCAA